Messenger RNA from Lindgomyces ingoldianus, 641 nucleotides. RefSeq lists its product as uncharacterized. The record is from RefSeq and is a predicted model, not a curated record. Lineage: Eukaryota; Fungi; Ascomycota; Dothideomycetes; Pleosporales; Lindgomycetaceae. The transcript is spliced from 2 exons. Bases 105 to 641 code for a protein of 178 amino acids.
CAGUUGUCGAGCCCUUCAUAACACGUCAAGUCCUUAAAGAGUGAGCAUUCGUCGGAGGGUUGGACAAAUUCACCACAAUACUAUAUAUAGUUGAACUCGACAACAUGCUCUCAUCCCUUGCCUCAACGUUAGGCCCUCUGCACCUUCUGACAUACUCGACGCUCCUUGGUACGGAAAUGUACCAAACUUUCGUAAUGACGAAGGUAGCUCACCAAGAACUCCCACGAUCUGCUUUCACGACUCUUCAAAAGCGCCUGUUUCCCCUCUAUUUCCGGGGCCAGUCCCUCCUCGUGGUCCUCGCCGCGGCUACCGUUCCCCCGCACGGGCCUAUAUCUUUGUUUGAAGAGCAGAAAACCUGGAUUCCUUUCGCCGUUGCGGGACUAACAUCGGCUUUGAACUUGCUGGUGUAUGGACCACGUACACGGCAAGUGAUGAUCGAUCGAAUUCAUCAAGGAACAAGAGAAGACCUAAAAGCUAGAGAUAUGAAGGGGGUUAGCGCAGAGAUGCGGCAACUAAAUCAAGCUUUCUCUCGAAAUCAUGCCAUGAGCAUCCACUUGAAUUUAGUCACAAUUAGAGCGACAUUAUGGUAUGGCUGGAAGUUAGCGUCGAUGCUUAAUUUCGAUAUUACGCGACUUGACUGA